AUGGACAGCAUACCAGCUAAUAUUGGAAUAGCUGGGGAUAAUGAAAAGGAAAUUACGGCAACUAAAAGCGGAAUAAAAUAUGAUAUACAAAAUGAUGAAAAUUAUAAAAAAUUAAAAGAAGAAAAAAAAAAAUUAAAAAAAGAUUUAUUAAUUAAAGAUAGUGAAAUAAAUAGUUUAAAAAAAGCAUUAGAAGAAAGAGACAGAGAUACAAAAAGUAAUUAUAUACCAUUAAAUGAAGCAAGAAAAAUUACUUAUAAAGCAUUAAGAAAAGGAUCAGCGGCACAAAAAAUAGUAAACUUAAUAGUAGGAAGUAGUAUAAAUUAUAAAUUAAAAAAAAAUGCCUUAAAUACAUUAUUAAUUAAUGCAUAUGGUAUUAUGCAUAAUAAAAAAAAUCAUAAUUAUCCAGAUAUUUUAAAAUACACUGAUUCUCAUUUAAAACUAUUUAGGCAAGAACAACUAAUCUUGUUAGCAGAAAAUGAAAGAUUAACAAUACAAAUGAAAGAUUUAAAAAAACAACUACUAGAUAAUAAAAUAGAUAUAUUAAAAAAGAAUGAAAAUAAAUUAUUUUGUUCUAUGAAAAAAAUAUCAAAAAAUAUAAAUAACUCCAAUAUAAGCAAUUCCAAUAUUAAUAAUUUAGACAAAAGUGAAAAUGAUUAUAUUGAAUUAGACGCUGAUCUUGUUGAAAAGAAUUUUAUAAAAUUAAUAAAAAAUAUUCAAAUUGCUCAAUUUAAAUUAUUAUGUUAUGCUUUUAGGAAGUUGACAAAUAAUUUUUAUUGUAAUUCUCGUUUUAAUAAUCAAGGAUUAGGAAUAACAUCAGCCUUAAAAUAUAGUGCUGAAAAUUUAAACAAAAUAUUAAAGUAUAAAAAAUUUAUAAAUUUAUGUACCGCAUUUUAUAAAUUAUUACUAUAUAAUGAAAAUAAUUAUAUAUAUAAUAACAAAAAUUGUAAUUAUAAUAAUGUAAAUAUAAAUCCAUAUGAAAAUAAUAAUUAUUCUCGUUUAAAAAAAAAAUCAAAUAAUAGUGAAAUAGCUAAUUAUGUUUUUAAACCCUACUAUUAUGAUAAUCUUCCUAGUGCUACCCUUGAUACAAAAAAUAAAAAAUAUUCACAUUCAAAAAUCAAAAAUAAUAGUAUUAUAAAAAACAUAAUUCAUAAUGUUCCAAAUUAUUAUGACCAAACUGACACUAUAGGUACAUGUCUAGAUCCAUUCUUUUAUGAAAAUCAAAUUAAUAAGCCACCUCCAAAUAAUUAUUACCCAAGUUAUGCACAAAAUAAUAAUGUUUCAAAAAAUGCAUAUUUUAAUAUGGGAUUAAACAAAACUAAUGAUAAAUGUGAAAAUGCUUCUUAUGUAGGCGAUUAUGAAUAUUUGAAAGAGUUAGACUCAUAUGAAAAAGAAAAAUUUAUAGAUAUGUUUAUAACAGAAUCUAAUAAAAGAUGA
Plasmodium vinckei vinckei is the source of this 1434-nucleotide messenger RNA. Its product is annotated as conserved Plasmodium protein, unknown function. Bases 1 to 1434 code for a protein of 477 amino acids. The transcript has a single exon. The record is from RefSeq and is a predicted model, not a curated record. NCBI's taxonomy places the organism in Eukaryota, Apicomplexa, Aconoidasida, Haemosporida, Plasmodiidae.